AUGCCUUCACAAAAUGGGGUUGCAGAUGAACGCACAAAGCUUUUCCCAUUAAAUAUAUCCAUCAUAUCAGCAAAGCUGCAUGGUGUUAGUGGUUUAUUUAAUAAGCCACCAGACGUCUAUGUAGAAGUGAUUGCUGAUUCUAUCACUUCGAGAAAAACUGCUGUCCGAAAAAAGACAAAUGCACCACAAUGGGAUGAACAAAUACAGAUUCAAAUUCAUGAAUCAUCAGUUCUUGAAUUUCGUGUGUUUGGAAAAUCAAAAUUGUUCGAGGAUUCACUGAUUGGUCACAAAAUAUUGAAAAUGUCCCAUGCAAUCAAGAAGGAAUCAGAUAAUGGAAAAUUCGACAAUACAAAAAUGACGCUGCACCUUUCUUCACCGAAAGAUAUGGCAAGAAUAGGCGAACUGAAGAUUUUGGUAUCUGGUAUCGUUAUACGUCCCAAGAAAAAAAGUGUAGGAGGCAGUCAUAUUGUGGAAGGUCACGUUGGUGAGGCAUCCACUUCUUGUCCAAAUAAUAUGACGAAUGGCGCUCUUGUUACUACUACAGUCAGCAAUACUGCAACAACGAAUAAUGCUAAUCGCAAGAAUAACCCUGGUAAAAGUAGAGACACUAUGCUUUCGCAAACUCAUGCUGGUUCAACUAUAACUGAAGAACGUUUACCGGAAGGAUGGGAAUUACGUUACGAUGCUUACGGGCGAAAAUAUUAUGUAGAUCAUACAACAAAGAGUACAACAUGGGAACGUCCAAGCACAACGCCACUACCAUCUGGGCAAGUUAUUAUUUCGGUGAAGCUUAUAAAUGCUCAUUUUUUUAUUAUUAAACCUGGCAUUUCAUGGGAGAUGCGGCGUGACCCUCGAGGUCGUGUAUAUUACGUAGACCAUAACACAAGGACAACCACGUGGCAAAGACCUACAGCCGAUAUGCUAGAGGCACACGAAUUAUGGCAGUCUAAUAGGGAUCAGGCAAUGCAUCAGUGGGAGCAAAGAUACUUGCUACAGUCAAAUGCAAUGAUAUCAAACGAUGACCCGUUGGGUCCAUUACCAAAUGGCUGGGAGAAGCGUGCUGAUCCAAACACUGGACGUAUAUAUUUUGUUAACCAUGUUAAUAAAACAACACAAUGGGAAGACCCUCGCACGCAAGGCGUAUCAGAUGAGCCGCUACCAGACGGUUGGGAAAUGAGAUUUACGGAACAAGGAGUACCUUUUUUUAUUGAUCAUAAUACGAAGUCAACCACUUACAAUGAUCCUCGUACUGGAAAGCCUGUAGGACCUUUAGGUGCAAACGGAUUGCCGAUGAGUUUCGAAAGGACAUUUAGAUGGAAAAUAGCCCAAUUUCGGUAUUUGUGUCUGUCGAACAGUAUCCCAAAUCACGUGAAAAUUGCUGUCUCUCGCAACAAUUUGUUUGAGGAUUCAUAUCAAGAGAUAAUGAGAAAGAAUCCGGUGGAUCUUCGUAGACGCCUUUACAUACAGUUCCGUGGUGAAGAAGGUCUCGAUUAUGGUGGUGUUGCUAUACUCAAUCCCAUGUACUGUUUAUUUAUGUACGCUGGAGCAAAUAAUUAUAGCUUGCAAAUCAAUCCUGCCUCAUUUAUUAAUCCUGAUCAUUUGAAAUAUUUUGAGUGUAUUGGGCGAUUUAUUGCCAUGGCUCUUUUUCAUGGAAAAUUUAUCUACAGUGGAUUUACGAUGCCUUUUUAUAAAAAAAUGCUCAGAAAGAAGUUCACACUGAAGGAUUUGGAAAGCGUUGACGCUGAAUUUUAUAACAGCUUAAUGUGGAUCAAGGAAAACAAUGUGGAUGAAUGUGAUAUGGAGCUCUAUUUUGUUGCUGACUACGAGUUAUUGGGCGAAAUACGAACUCAUGAAUUGAAGGAUGGUGGUGCAGAAUUGAAAGUUUGCGAGGAAAACAAGGAAGAAUAUAUUGAAUUAUUAAUGGAAUGGCGGUUCAACCGUGGUAUUGAACAACAAACACGAGCUUUUUUUACCGGUUUUAAUUCUGUUUUUCCACUCGAAUGGUUGCAGUAUUUUGAUGAGCGUGAGCUGGAACUACUGCUCUGUGGAAUGCAAGAUGUCGAUGUUGAUGACUGGCAAAGAAAUACUGUUUACAGACAUUAUGCACCGCAAAGUAAACAGGUCAUAUGGUUUUGGCAAUUUGUCCGUUCACUAGAUCAGGUGAAGCGCUCGCGCCUUCUGCAAUUUGUUACGGGGACUUGUCGAGUACCCGUUGGUGGUUUUUCCGAGCUAAUUGGUUCAACAGGUCCGCAGCUAUUCUGCAUUGAACGAGUUGGCAAAGAGAACUGGUUGCCACGUUCGCACACUUGUUUCAAUAGACUUGAUCUGCCGCCGUAUAGGUCCUAUGAACAGCUGGCUGAGAAAUUAAGUAGAGCUAUUGAUGAAACUGAAGGAUUCGGGAAUGAAUGA
Messenger RNA from Brugia malayi, 2409 nucleotides. RefSeq lists its product as uncharacterized. NCBI's taxonomy places the organism in Eukaryota, Metazoa, Nematoda, Chromadorea, Rhabditida, Onchocercidae. Gene Ontology annotation, molecular function: protein binding; ubiquitin protein ligase activity. Bases 1 to 2409 code for a protein of 802 amino acids. The transcript has 15 exons. Gene Ontology annotation, biological process: ubiquitin-dependent protein catabolic process. The record is from RefSeq and is a predicted model, not a curated record.